GGACGGUUUUUCCGGAAUGCGGGACAUCGUGACCGAAACGUUUCUGGCGCACAACGGCUGCCCUCCGCCCGGCGCGGGGAUGGUGGCCAACCCGUCUUGUACGGUCCCAACACCGCUGUUCAACAGCAGCAUGCCGAUGAAAGCUGCCUGCGUGCCAACCAUGCCGACGCUCGUUGUCC
Molecule: messenger RNA, 179 nt
Organism: Amoebophrya sp. A120
Lineage: Eukaryota; Dinophyceae; Syndiniales; Amoebophryaceae
Source: the annotation of a GenBank genome assembly